CCAAGUGAAUUUACAGAAAUAAUAUCAGAGCUCCAGUGGAUUCUUUCACACAUUAAAUGUGUUUCCUUCUUCUUCUCUUUACAGCUCGACCACUGAGAUGGGUUUUACUGUUUCUAUCUCUCAGCCAUCAGGCUUCUUCUGUAUAUUUUUCACUGAAGGUUGAGUCUCCAGUCUCAGGGCUCCUUGGUUCCUCUGUGUCUCUGCACUGUGCUGUCACCAACAACAUGGAUGUUCGACCUCUAAAAGUGCGCUGGUACCGUCCCAAAAUGUCUGACACCCCAAUACUCCUCUAUGAAAAUAAACAGAUCCAGAAGAGUCGUGUAGAUGUUCAGUACCAGGGCAGAGUGUUCCUGUUAGGAGAUCUGGAGAAAGGAGACGUCUCUGUGAAACUGGAGAACCUGACACUAACAGAUAGAGGAGAAUAUGUGUGUCAUGUGAAAAGUGAUAUAUGGUACGAGAAGGCCACAGUGACCCUCAGACUGAGAGUGGUGGGAUCCACUCCUGUUCUCUCCAUACGUGAAGCAGGAGAAGGGCAGGUGAACGUUACCUGUCAGUCACAUGGUUGGGUUCCUGAGCCGUCAAUCACCUGGACAGAUAAAAAUGGGAGAGAUCUGAAACAUCUCAGUAAUGAAAAGUUCACCAUCAACUCUGUAGGGACUGUAGAUGUGAGCUCGUGGCUGAUUGUGUCUCCCUCUGAGUCUGAGUGGAUCUCCUGCUCUGUGGGUUUGUCUGAUCAGGAGAGAAAAGAAGACAGAAUAAUGUUACACGUCCCUGCACGUGACACAGAGUCGUUGACUGGAUACAUCAUCAUCAUCAUUCCCGUUCUUCUGGUGCUGUGUGUCGUCGGAAUUGCAGUGUAUUGUGUGCUACGUAAAAAAGAGCAGAGAAGAACACCUGCUGCCUCCACCUCACAUCUCAUCCACACUAUCACCAGUUCUAAUCUCACACUUACUGCCUCCAUUUCAGAGACUGGACCUGCUGACUCCACCUCAGAUAACAGACCCACUCUCACCACGUCAGAGAUCAGUUACAAUUUAGACCAAGUGAAACAAUACAAAGUGAACAUCAGCAUCGACCCAGAGGAAACUCCAGAGUCUCUAAUAUACGAGGGAAAGGAAGUGAAGAUAACUCCUGCGUACGUUUACGCGGGCUGUGGCAUUCCUGAUAAUGUUAAAAUCUUCACUCUGUGUAAAGAGAGGUUUCAGGCUGGUAAACAUUACUGGGAGGUGAAAGUGAGAGAGUCACAGAAAACAGUAAAACACUCCUGGUUUGUUGGUGUAGCGAGUGAUAAAGAUAAGAGAAAAUACAAUGUCCCGUCUACACCACAGGAUGGGUUCUGGGUUCUCUGUUAUGAAAGAGGAGAUAAAGGAGUUUAUAUCAGAGAUCAAACAGAAGUGAUUUCACUCCCAGACGUUAAUAAAGAGCUGACAGCAGUGGGAGUGUUUUUAGACUGUGAUACACACACACUGUCAUUUUAUAAUAUUAAUACACACUCACACAUCUACACUUUCACUAAUGUGGACGUCAGAACAUCACUGCGUCCUCUGAUCAGCCCUGGAGUCAGAGACCCUCAUCCUGUAUGGAUUAUUUAGGAGAAUAAAGACAUCUGUAAUAUGAUGAUGUGAGUUUAUAAUGUAUUUAUAUAAAGUGUGUAUACAUACUGUACAUAACACACUCAUUACAUUUUCCAUCUCUGUUUACUGAAGUGUUUCCUCACAGCUGUAAACACACACCUUUACUCUGACGUGUGUGUUAAUGUCGGCACUUCUUUACUGUCCGUGUUCUGAUUUGCUUCUUAAACUUUGUGAAUAAUUGAAUUAAA
Clarias gariepinus (North African catfish) is the source of this 1822-nucleotide messenger RNA. RefSeq names its product butyrophilin subfamily 1 member A1-like. Gene Ontology annotation, molecular function: protein binding. The record is from RefSeq and is a predicted model, not a curated record. Lineage: Eukaryota; Metazoa; Chordata; Actinopteri; Siluriformes; Clariidae. Bases 57 to 1592 code for a protein of 511 amino acids. The transcript has 9 exons.